Pimephales promelas (fathead minnow) is the source of this 1546-nucleotide messenger RNA. RefSeq names its product DnaJ heat shock protein family (Hsp40) member B14 (gene dnajb14). The record is from RefSeq and is a predicted model, not a curated record. Lineage: Eukaryota; Metazoa; Chordata; Actinopteri; Cypriniformes; Leuciscidae. Gene Ontology annotation, cellular component: endoplasmic reticulum membrane. Gene Ontology annotation, biological process: cellular response to misfolded protein. Gene Ontology annotation, molecular function: Hsp70 protein binding.
UUUGUCCGGUCAGCUGAUAAAAUGAUGGAAGGAAACCGGGAUGAAGCUGAAAAAUGUUUAAAUAUCGCUGUUAAAGUCCUCGAAGAUGGAAAUAAAGACAAAGCUUUGAAAUUCCUCUACAAAGCAGAAAAACUGUAUCCAACCAAGAAAGCAAAAGUGUUGUUGGAAGCCUUGCUGAGGAAUGGUACGUCGGCAGGGAACAGCACUGCAAACUGCAGGAAGUCAUCAAAUGGAACACACCCUGGAUCCCAAACCCAACAUGAGACACAGAAACGGGACUCCACUGCAGAUUUAACAAAAGGAUUUACUAAGGAGCAAGCUGAAGGGGUACUAAGGAUAAAGAAGUGUAAGAAUUACUACGAGGUACUGGCUAUCAGAAAAGAUGCCAAUGAUGAGGAACUGAGAAAGGCCUACAGAAAACUGGCUUUGAAAUUCCACCCUGACAAAAACCAUGCACCAGGAGCAACCGAGGCCUUUAAAAAAAUUGCAAAUGCUUAUGCAGUGCUCAGUAACCCAGAGAAGAAGAGGCAGUAUGAUGUUUGUGGAGGAGAGGAGCCUAGCAGCGCUCAUGGAGGAUUUGAUUUCCACAGAGGCUUUGAGUCUGAUAUUACACCUGAAGAUCUCUUUAACAUGUUCUUUGGAGGCGGCUUCCCUUCAUCAAAUGCACAGGAAUUUGCUAAUGACCGAACAUACAGUCACCAUACGGACCAAACCAGAGGAGAGAGAACGGAGGAGAGAGGAGAGGGUGGGUACUCAAUGUUUAUUCAGCUGAUGCCCAUAGUUGUGCUGGUCUUGGUCUCAGUCCUCAGCCAGAUGAUGGUGUCCACACCUCCUUAUAGCCUUUACUCCAGACCGUCCACAGGACAGACUGUUAAGAGACAAACAGAGAACCUGCAUGUGGACUAUUUUGUCACCAGAGAUUUCAAAUCAGAAUAUAAGGGCUCAGCUUUGCUAAAGAUUGAGAAGAAUGUGGAGGAGGAUUAUGUUUCUAAUGUGCGCAACAACUGCUGGAAGGAAAGACAGACAAAAACCGACCUGCUGUAUGCUGCUAAGGUCUACAGAGAUGACAGACUACAGCGAAAGGCUGAGCUCAUGACCAUGGAGAACUGCAAAAAGCUGGACAGAUUAAACAACCUGUUCCGUGGUGGAUAAACCUCAAACUGAUACUAACAGACACUUAAGAAAAUAAGACUCCAUGAUAUACAUUUUUUUUUAAAACAUUCUUAUAGAAAACAUAUUAAAAAUGUUAAAAUUAUCUCACUCAUCUGGAAUGUGCUUUGCUUCAUAUUACAUCAAAUACAUCAAUCUGAGAAAAAGAUAUUUUUAACCCAGCACCAUCAAUCCAUUUUUUAAUCUGUCUCUAUUAUGUCUGACUUCACUAAACCGUGGGCCUAGAUGUUCUACACUUUAACUACACAACCUUUUUUUUUCUUCUCGACUUUGAAUCCAAACUUGCACUGAUUAUUGCUGUGCUUGCAGUGCUAUUAAUCACUAUUUUGAAUCUUAAUGGACUUUAAAUAAUACAGAUGAAAUAUAAUCUGUUAAA